AUGUCGAACCCGAAUUACAACGCCAUGCAGAACUCCAGCUCCAACGUACCUCCACCUAAGCGCUAUGAUGGGCGCGACGGUGGUCCGGUCUAUGAUCCUAGCCAUGGUGGUCACUACGGUGCUAGCUCCUAUAUCGCAUCGCAGGGCAGCGCCCCUCCACCAGAGACAUUUACUGGACAAUGGUCAAACGUCACGAAGCUCGAGACGGACGAACAUGACUACAAAAUCCACCAGCUGCCGCUAGCUCGCAUCAAGAAGGUCAUGAAGGCAGACCCCGAAGUCAAGAUGAUCUCAGCCGAAGCACCCAUCCUGUUCGCAAAGGGCUGCGACAUCUUCAUUACCGAGUUGACCAUGCGCGCAUGGAUCCACGCAGAGGAGAACAAGAGACGUACCUUGCAACGAAGUGACAUUGCUAGUGCUCUUGCGAAGAGCGACAUGUUCGACUUCCUCAUCGACAUUGUGCCUCGUGAGGACGCCACUCCUCAACACAAACGCAGACAAGACUUCCCACCAGGCAGCUUCCCACCAGAUGCACAGAUUGCUACCGCUGGACCCUCGAUGCAGGCUCCGCCCGCGGCAGCACAGCUUCAAGGUCAAGAACAGGGACAACAGCACAUGCAGCCGACAGACUACGGUGCUAUGGGCCAGCACGUGGCACAAGAGGCGUAUCAGGCACAGCAGGGCAUGUACCCGCCUCCUGCACCCUCGGCCACCUACACACAGCCACAUAGCUUCGACCCCAACAUGUAUGCUGGUGGCUACAACAUGUUGCAACAACCCCAAAUGUACCCGCCGCAGGGACCGAGAAUGACGGAUCCAUCAUUGGGUGGUAACGACGGACAACAUCAUUACCGUGCACCUGAAGAUGACGCCGAGGGCGAGAGGGACCAGUACGAAGUAUGA
Messenger RNA from Aureobasidium musti, 903 nucleotides. The record is from the annotation of a GenBank genome assembly. Lineage: Eukaryota; Fungi; Ascomycota; Dothideomycetes; Dothideales; Saccotheciaceae.